AUGCCUCGCUUCUCCAAAUCCCCCAAGGUCGCAAUAAGCAUGCGCGGAGAGAUCUGUGUUGGCUUUGCCUCCCUCCUCUCAUUCGUCUCCAUGCUCCUUCUCAUCUUCGUUCAUGUCGGGCAAAUUAAUACCUCGACUGUUCCUCGCAAUAUUGCCAUGGUCAAGGUCAACAUGAGUGGUUAUGGGGAAGCCCUCGAAACAUUUAUUCUCAAUCCUGUGUUUGGACUGUAUACCGACAACGCUAGCGCUCCCCUCCAACAACAGGCAGGCGUACGAGAACUCUACGAAUUUGGCCUUUAUUCAUACUGCGCCUAUGUCGACGACGCGCAUGGUACAUGCAGCAAUCAUACCACUGGACAACGAUACACCCCAUACGACGUUAUCACGGCCGACAUGUCUUCUAAUUAUUCCAUUUUGACCGGUCCCUUCAUCCCAGAAACGACCUUCCGCGACUCCAAGUAUCUUGGUCAGUCCUCUAGGGCUGCUUACUGGAUGCUUCUCCUAGGCACUAUUUGCGCUGCAUUGGCACUGAUAACCGGCAUCGCCAAAAACAACUGGACGUUCUUCGUGUCCGCGAUAUUUUCGAUCGCCGGAAGCCUCUUGCUCUUGAUCGGGGCAGCGAUCUGGACAGUGAUUAUCAAGAAAUCCCAGUCGAUCAACAAUAUUCUCCUCAGGUUGCCCAACUCUAACACAACAGUAGGCCUAGGAAUCACUGUGUCAGAGGGCAACGGACUGUUCAUCGCAUGGGCUGCGUUCGUUUGCCUAUUCCUGUCCAUUAUUCCGUAUAUGCUGAGUUGUUGCACGUACCGAGGAUGA
This is a messenger RNA of Cyclocybe aegerita, 816 nucleotides long. The record is from the annotation of a GenBank genome assembly. Lineage: Eukaryota; Fungi; Basidiomycota; Agaricomycetes; Agaricales; Hemipholiotaceae.